CACACACACACACACACACACACACACACACACAGCCGUGAAUGGAGCAGUAACAGCUGCUACUGAAUCAUGGAGAGCAGCGCGCAGAGCUCGCCUCUCUCUUCAUGGAGUGAAUGUUUUGUAACUAAGCGGAUCCGCAUGUUGGUCCCUGUUGGUUUCAAGACCGAAAUAAAAGAGUUGUCUAAACUGUCCGGACCAGUGAUUAUGGCCCAGCUCAUGGUGUUUGCAGUGAGCUUUGUCAGCACUGUUUUCUGUGGCCAUCUGGGGAAGACGGAGCUGGCAGCAGUGUCUUUGGCGAUAGCAGUUAUUAAUGUCACAGGUAUAUCUAUUGGAGUGGGUUUGGCUUCAGCGUGUGAUACUCUGAUUUCUCAGACUUUUGGGGGCAAUAACCUCAUGAGAGUUGGGGUGAUCAUACAGCGGGCGAUCCUCAUCUUGUUACUGGCGUGUUUCCCCUGUUGGGCGAUCCUCGUGAACACAGAACCCAUCCUGUUGGCUGUCAGACAGGAGCCAGAGGUGGCCAGUUUGUCUCAGAUGUACGUGAAUAUCUUUAUGCCAGCACUUCCUGCUACAUUCAUGUAUUCAUUACAAACAAGAUAUCUGCAAAACCAGGGCAUCAUAUGGCCGCAGGUAAUCACAGGCUUCAUGGUCAAUCUUCUUAACGCUCUCAUCAACUACAUCUUCCUUUACGUAUUAAAUCUGGGAGUAGCAGGUUCUGCUGUGGCCAACAACAUUUCCCAGUUCUCCAUGGCUGCAGUUCUCUAUUCUUAUAUCAUGUGGAAAGGUCUUCACAAGGCCACCUGGGGAGGCUGGUCUAAAGAGUGCCUGCAGGACUGGAGCUCAUACAUCAACUUGGCCAUCCCCAGCAUGGUCAUGAUGUGUGUUGAGUGGUGGACGUAUGAGAUUGGAGGCUUUCUAGCAGGUCUAAUAAGUGAGGUGGAGCUUGGAGCUCAAUCGGUUGUAUAUGGACUGUCUACUAUUGCAUACAUGUUCCCUAUGGGUUUCAGUAUAGCAGGUAAUGUAAGAGUUGGAAACGCCUUGGGAGCCGGAGACACGGAGCAGGCUAAGCUGUCCGCUAAACUAACUAUGUUCUGUGCAGUGUCGGUCUCUAUAUGUUUGUCCGCUCUCAUUGGGAGCCUGAAGGACCAUAUCUCUUAUGUCUUUACAUAUGACAAACAAAUACGGGAAAGGGUUGCUGAUAUCAUGCUUUUAUAUGCACCAUUCAUCCUCCUGGAUGCAAUAUCAGCAGCCUCGGGAGGCAUUAUAAGAGGAGCUGGUAAACAGAGGAUUGGGGCUAUUUGCAACAUUUUUGGGUUUUAUGGUGUUGGUUUUCCCAUUGGAGUGACACUGAUGUUUGCUGCCAAAAUGGGAAUCAAGGGUCUGUGGAUAGGCUUGUUUACCUGUGUGGCUCUGCAGUCGUCAUUCUUAAUUUUCUACCUGGUAAGAAUGGACUGGAUGAAAGCUAAAGUCGAGGCUCAAAUCAGAGCGGGAGUGUGUGCGAGCUCCACAGACAGAAGUCCCCAACCAGAUGAUCCAGGGAACUCACCAGGGCAAAAAGACACCAUUGACCUGGUUCAGACUGAGGCGGAACCAGCAGUACAAACAGUGCGGAUGUUCUCUCACAGGACUCUGGUUCUGCGUAGAGGCCUGACUCUGGCUGUCAUGCUUUUAAUCCUGGCUGCUGGAAUCAUUCUUAACCUGCUGAUCACUAACUUGUUUAAAUGAACAUGAGCAAAGGCAGAUGUUUGCAUUGCAGGAUGUCAAAGCAGGACGUGCAGAAGGAAGGCACACGUGCAGAUGGACAGUACACAGAGUGAGAAAUUGUGUAUGAUCAAUGAAUUAAUGUCAAACCAAUAAUUCACAAGAUGUCCCAGUGAAUCUGCAGUGUUUGUCUCACAACCACAUUCUGUCAAAGAGAAUGAGUCAAACUAAAGACAGUUUGACAACCUUUGUAUUUAAUGCAUUAAAUAGAAACAUUGUGGUUAUCUUGAAUUCUUAAAGGAACAACAAUAUAUUUACUGUAUUAAAUCAUAAAAAGACCAUUUCCACCAAUCUUGGAAAUGCGUUUGAGAGAUGGAGACAGCUCAGAGGAUUCUAAGGCGGUGGCCUUUUUUCCUCCUAAACAGUGAGCGUUGAGCUUCAACUAAGGUUAGUGAACCUUAACUAAUUUAUCACGUCUAGUGGUCGGAAUACUUUACAGAUUUUCAUUCAACCGGCUCUGUGUCAUCCCUGUGUUGCGAGCGGGUCAAGCUCCCCGCUCAUUUGCCGGUGAAAGUCACGUCACUCAGUGGAAAAUCAACAAAGUACCUCGUUAUUGGGCCUGGAAAGUAGUAAGGCCAACAGCCACUGAACUCCAACUCUGGAAUGUAUAUUUUCGAAGCACUUGGCUUUUGUUUUUGGGAUAACAGGCUGAGCUUUGGCAACCAUAAACAUAGCCAGCCACACAUCUAUAGCGAGCUGAAAGAUAAAAAAAAUAAACAAAAAAACAUGAGCUGGUUUAUAAUGUGCAGACAAAUACAUUGCAAAUGUAUACAUUAGCGGAUCAAUUUACAGUGUAAGACUCGUACUUUCAUUCUCAAAGUACAAUGUUGCGCUCAUGACGGUUUAGUGUCCUGAACCCGGCAAACCGCAUGCACUUCGAAUCUGGGUGAUGCGGGUGAAUUUGGCUUUGCAGUACUCAAUUUAAACGUUAGCCGGCAGUGUGCCAUAUUGUUACUUUAAGGUCAAUCUGACUCUUCAUUUGGGACCAGUGCAGUGGAGAGAAUGUGAUGAGGAGUAUAUGUCGUGUUGAUCCAGUCCAAAGUAAAGUUGGCCUCUGAAGGCCAGGUCUCUGGUAAGGGCACAAGGAAGUGCACAGUCGCUCCCACAGCCAGAAGUGCAACUGCUGCAAACACAGUGAGGCCUCGCCUGAGGAUCAGCUGGGUAGUGGAGAGACGGACACCCUUCAGCUGGACCACAUGUCCAUCCUGUCUCUCCGUGUUCCCGUCAUGGCACUCGGGGCCCACAGACAUGUAGCCAUCUACUGGCUUGGGAGACAGACAUUGACCAUUACUUUAUUUUGUUAAGUCAUAUGGAAAAAGAACAAUGUCAAAGGACAGCAAAAACUUAAUAAUAGAAAUGCCAAUUGACAAGAUAAAACAAGCUAUGAAAAUAAAUGUAGAUGUUUUGUUGUUACAGGCCGCUUACGUUCCCAUGGCUCGCUGUCUGGUCAACAGUGUUGUGACCCGCAGCGUCUGACAGGACAGCUGUGCUUAAUAAAGUCAUGGGAGUGUUUUUCUGUGCUCGGUUUAAAGCCUGCAAACAAAUACAAACAAAAGCUAAACCAAUGUCUAAUUCCUCAGAUCCUUACAUGCAGCAAAUAGCUUUUGAAAGUCCAGAUUCUGAGGCCCUGCUGAGCAUACCUCCUCUGUGAUUCUCUCCCAGUUUAGCUUAAAGAUGACAGUGAUGUAGAAGGUGGAUAGUAAAAUGAUACCAAUGAGGAGUCCCAGCCAAAAACCUGCAAUUAUUCAGUUAAGUGCAGAGCAGGCUUUCCAUGAAAAUAAAAACCCUUCUCUUUGGAAAUUAAAAACAACACAUCACUUCAUACAAUUACCUAAAAUUCUCAGUUUUGUAACAAACGUUAAAGUAACGCUUAGUGGAAGUCCUAUGCAGUAGUACCCAAUAAAAUUGCCCAUGGCUGGUAUCUUCUGUUUGCCCGUGCCCAAGAAGAUGCCAGAGCACACGCACUAGGAUGUAAAGAGACAGAUCUCUAAUUAUUAUGCAGUCUCACUCCAUUGGCCACCAUUUACUAACUCCUGAGUUAAACAUUUAUAUAUUUGGCCCAUUCAACAUGCAAAUAUAUUUGCUGUGCUUACAAGAAGAACUGUUGUACUCACCAUAAGAGCAUCGAAGAACUGAAGGAAACAGUAUGCAUUCAUCAAGUGUGAAACCAGACCUAUGAUCUUCCUGUAAUAGGAUUUUAUAAUUGGCAUCUAUUUUUUUAUUCCAAUCUUUGCAAUCAUAGUUACUGAAAGACAGUGCAGCUGCAGAGACUCACUCAUCAGAGGUGAAGAUGAAGCCAAUCACUGUUUUAGUACAGCCAAGCACAAUACCUUCAACAACUGCCAUGCUACCUGGGAAAAAAGUGGAUGUAAAGAAAUCAAACAUCAAAUGCUGAUUUAUUGAUUUCGGCUACAUCAACACAACAUGUUUAGAACUGACCUGCAAGAGCGAGUGACAACUUGCAGGUGAGGAUGGCCCUGGCAGUGUCUCCGGCACCGAGAGCAUUACCCACACGGGCGCAUGCUGCAGCUUGAAUACCAAGAGGGAACUGUGGAUUCAU
Anarrhichthys ocellatus (wolf-eel) is the source of this 4318-nucleotide messenger RNA. It is a transcript of the gene slc47a3, whose product is annotated as solute carrier family 47 member 3. Gene Ontology annotation, cellular component: membrane. Gene Ontology annotation, molecular function: xenobiotic transmembrane transporter activity; antiporter activity. The transcript has 17 exons. Lineage: Eukaryota; Metazoa; Chordata; Actinopteri; Perciformes; Anarhichadidae. Gene Ontology annotation, biological process: xenobiotic detoxification by transmembrane export across the plasma membrane. The record is from RefSeq and is a predicted model, not a curated record. The coding region runs from base 70 to 1722 and encodes 550 amino acids.